GCAAAAACAAAACCAAGAAGGUCGAAGCGAAGUUGCUGAUGCAGCUGUACUCCUGUCAGCACCGGAGUGUCUGAGAAAGUUUGAAUCUUUCAGCUUCACGUCGAUGCUAUGCUGUCUGGAAUAAUGUGCAGCCAUUCAUGGGAAUAAUCAGGAUUUUGGCUCCUUAUUUGACUCUGAUUCGUCCUAAUUUAGGUCAGAAUCAUAAGCUAAUCAUGGCCAGACGACUUUAUGCGAGCAGAACAAUCGGUGUGGAUAAGAACGUUUGGGUUGAAUUCACACAGCUGGCCGCAGAUUACAAAGCUGUGAACCUCGGACAGGGAUUUCCCGACUUCUCCCCGCCGCAGUUUGUUCAGGAUGCUUUCUGUAAGGCUGUGAGCGGAGGACCCCAGAUGCACCAGUAUACCAGAGCUUUUGGCCAUCCUCGUCUGGUAAAAAGCCUCGCUAAAUUCUUCAGCCGGAUCGUUGGGCAGGAGAUCGACCCCUUUGAAGACGUCUUGGUCACAGUUGGAGCUUAUCAGGCUCUUUUCUGUGCAUUUCAGGCUCUGAUUGAUGAUGGAGAUGAAGUGAUAAUUGUGGAGCCGUUCUUUGAUUGCUACCAGCCGAUGGUUCUGAUGGCGGGAGGGACCGCGGUGUAUGUGCCGCUGAGACCGAAAGGGGGCAGCACCGUCCUGUCAAGUGGAGACUGGGUUCUGUCUGCUGAGGAGCUCGCCAGCAAAAUCACUCCCCGCACAAAAGCCAUCGUUAUCAACACUCCCAACAACCCUUUAGGCAAGGUUUACAAGGUUGAGGAACUGCAGAUGAUUGCCGACUUGUGCAUUAAACACGAUCUGCUGUGCUUCAGCGACGAGGUGUACGAGUGGCUCACUUACGACGGAGCCAAGCACAUAAAGAUAGCCAGCCUUCCUGGGAUGUGGGAACGAACCAUAACAGUGGGCAGUGCUGGGAAAACCUUUAGUGCUACUGGCUGGAAGGUUGGCUGGGCUAUAAGUUCAGGAAAACUUAUCAAACACAUGAAAAUCAUCCAUCAGAACUCGGUGUAUCACUGUGCAACAGCAGCUCAGGAAGCCGUAUCCCACGGAUUCGACCGCGAGUAUGAGCUUUUCGGGACUCCAGAGAGCUACUUCCAGCAGCUGCCUGCGAUGCUGCACCAAAAGAGGCAGAAGGUGGCCUCGUGUCUGCGUAGUGUGGGCCUGCAGCCAGUCAUGCCAGAGGGAGGAUACUUCAUGAUCACAGACAUCUCCUCUGUCCAUGUGGAUCUAAAUGAUGAGAGCACCAAGAACGAAAGUUACGAUUUUAGAUUUGUCAAAUGGUUGAUUAAGGAAAAGGGCUUAGCGACAAUCCCAGUCUCUGCUUUCUUCAGUCCAGAACACAGCAAAGAGUUUGACAAAUACAUCCGCUUCUGUUUCGUUAAGGAAGACUCCACACUGGAAGCGGCGGAAGAGAUCUUAAGAAAGUGGAGUCAAAAAGAAUGAAAUUUACCGUCCAUCAUCCAUGUUUUCUAGAGCAACCUACUGAGCCUCCUCAGGAAAACUGUUCAGGAAUCAUGUUUAUGUUUGUGUUUGUCCUCGGUCAAAGUUUUUCACACCACUCAUCUGGUCUGAAAGUUUAAUAAAGCAUUCAGCAAACAGUUGUUCUGUGUUCACAUUAUGCUUGUGAUGAUUAUAGCUGCUAAGUGAUUUCACUCAUUGUUUUUCGACAAUUACUUGUGUGGAGAUUCUAGUUAUUUUUGUCGCUGAUCUUUUUGUAUUUUUUUGAGAGGAUGUUGAAUGCUAGAGUUUCAGAUUGUUACAUACUUGCACAAUCUGUAACAAUUGUUACAUAUUUUUAAUUUUAUGAAUGCAUGUCCUAUUUAGCAUCCUUAGUUUUUUAAAAUGUAUCAACUACACAAAUACUUUUUUCCAACAAAAAAGGGGAAAAAUGUGUCUAUUGCAAACUGUAUGUUUUAAUUACAUUUUUGUCAAAGAAUUCCAAUUCUGUUCUAUAAAUGUUAAAUAAUUAUUCCCCUUAAAGAUGUUAAAAGCACUGUUAUGUGUGUAUGACUCCCUGUGUUUUAUCUGUUUUAUCGGCACACUGCUGCACACUAAAUUAACCAUAAACAUGUAAGACUGACUAAGCUGGUCAACCAAUCGCAAUAGAAAUAAAGUCAAUUUGCUAAUAAA
Molecule: messenger RNA, 2159 nt
Organism: Xiphophorus maculatus (southern platyfish)
Lineage: Eukaryota; Metazoa; Chordata; Actinopteri; Cyprinodontiformes; Poeciliidae
Gene: kyat1
Product: kynurenine aminotransferase 1
Exons: 13
Coding region: 138-1472 (444 amino acids)
Biological process (GO): biosynthetic process
Cellular component (GO): mitochondrion; cytoplasm
Molecular function (GO): pyridoxal phosphate binding; L-kynurenine:2-oxoglutarate transaminase activity
Source: RefSeq, a predicted model, not a curated record